AUGGCACCCGUUACGAAGCAGUACGACUACAUCGUUAUAGGAGGAGGAUCAGGAGGAAGUGGUGCAGCCAGAAGAGCGAGCGGCUGGUAUGGCGCAAAAACAUGUAUCAUUGACGCGGGAGUCUCCGGCGGAUGCUGUGUGAAUGUUGGAUGUGUUCCCAAGAAAAUGACCUGGAAUUUCGCCUCAAUCGCCGAGGCCAUGAAGGCCGGCAAGCAUUACGGUUACUCUUUUGGAGAUGGCAACUCAUUUGACUUCAAAAGCUUCGUGGAGAAGAGGGAUGCCAGAAUCAAAGUGCUGAACGGCGCUUACGAGAACAACUGGGCUAAGGAAGGAAUUGAGUUGAUCCAUGGAACGGCGACUUUCGUCGGCGAGCACGAGAUGGAGGUCACGCCGAAAGAUGGCAGUGAGCCCUUCAGAAUAACGGCACCACACAUCACAAUCGCCACUGGUUCGUUUCCCACAAAGCCCGCAGGCAUCAAGGGUUCCGAAUACGGAAUCACUUCAGAUGAGUAUUUCUUGAUCAAGCAUCUACCGAAGAAGAUGGUGUUUGUCGGUGCUGGCUAUAUCGCCGUUGAGCUGGCCGGUGUCAUGAACGCUAUUGGUGUCGAGACACAUCUAUUCAUCCGAGGCAACACUUUCUUACGGAAAUUCGACCCCAUGAUUCAAGAUACUUUAACGAAACAUUAUGAAGACCUCGGUAUUCACGUUCACCGAAACCAUCCGGGCAUCAAGGAGGUUAUCCAACUACAAGCGGCAACGGAUGCGUCCGAUCCGCGCGACAAGCAAUUGAAGCUUAUUAUGAACGACGGGACUGAAAUGAUCACAAACGAGCUGCUGUGGGGCAUUGGCCGUGGCGCCGAAACUCGAGGACUAGGGCUCGACAAAAUUCCUAUCGAGCUCGACAAGACCGGUCACAUUGUUGUGGAUAAGUAUCAGAACACCUCUGUUCCCGGUAUCUACGCGUUAGGUGAUGUUACUGGCCAGGUCGAACUUACACCUGUCGCCAUUGCUGCUGGCAGACAGCUAGGGAACCGUCUCUUCGGGCCUCCCGAGUUGAAAGACUCACACCUUGAUUACGACCGAAUCCCAUCUGUAGUCUUCUCCCACCCAGAAGUCGGCACCACUGGCUUGACUGAACCGCAAGCUAUCGAGAGAUAUGGCAAGGACAAGAUCAAGGUCUACCACACCAAGUUUUCUGCCAUGUAUUACGAUGUUUUCCCACCAGAAGAAAAGAAGAAAGAGCCCACUGAGUUCAAACUUGUCUGUCUUCUGCCAAACGAAGAAGUUAUCGGUUUGCACAUCCUCGGCAAAGGAUGCGAUGAAAUGUUGCAGGGCUUUGGUGUUGCUGUGAAGAUGGGUGCAACGAAGAAGGACUUUGACAGUUGUGUUGCGAUUCACCCGACAAGCGCCGAAGAAUUGGUUACGAUGCGGUAG
Exophiala spinifera is the source of this 1434-nucleotide messenger RNA. RefSeq names its product glutathione-disulfide reductase. Gene Ontology annotation, cellular component: cytosol; mitochondrion. Gene Ontology annotation, molecular function: glutathione-disulfide reductase (NADPH) activity; NADP binding; flavin adenine dinucleotide binding. The transcript has 6 exons. Gene Ontology annotation, biological process: cellular response to oxidative stress; glutathione metabolic process; cell redox homeostasis. NCBI's taxonomy places the organism in Eukaryota, Fungi, Ascomycota, Eurotiomycetes, Chaetothyriales, Herpotrichiellaceae. The coding region runs from base 1 to 1434 and encodes 477 amino acids. The record is from RefSeq and is a predicted model, not a curated record.